Molecule: messenger RNA, 868 nt
Organism: Laetiporus sulphureus 93-53
Lineage: Eukaryota; Fungi; Basidiomycota; Agaricomycetes; Polyporales; Laetiporaceae
Exons: 4
Coding region: 221-715 (164 amino acids)
Source: RefSeq, a predicted model, not a curated record
GGGAGGUCUGUUCUACGGUGAUGAUCAGCUAUCGCUCACUGGAGAUAUAAAUUCACACCGUAUCAUGUAUUGCAGCACCUUCCCGUUCGUUUCUCGAAACAUGUCAGGGACGCGUGACUUUGCAGUUUCGCUUGGUGAUCGCCUCUUAUAUUGUAUAAAAGACUAUCGGACAGUCUAAGCCCUGCCAGGCUCCGAGCACUGCCCUCCCACUUCAGCCAAAAUGGGAUUCAAAAAAGGGAUAUACCGCAUACAAAACGAGAUGUCCAAGGAAUACGUCACGUUGGCGAAAGCCAAAGACGAAGAAGGCACGCGUCUCGCUACAACGAACAAGGAUCCUGAAACAGAUCCAUAUACAAAGUGGAUUCUGACCCCGAUCGAGGUCGUUGGCCGAGAGGAUUACUACGCAAUUCGAACCGGCGCUGAAGGAUGCUACGUUGGACUGCCGCUCCAAACGUCCAUUCAUAAUGAGUUGAAUCAUGAGAAGCCUAGCCCUGUUAUCAUGGAUUUCAAUCCCGGUCCAUAUGACGUUGCCUUGACGAGCAAGGCUACGCACGUGUUCCACAUCUCGCAGCAUGGUGGUGUGUACCUGAUCAGCGCGCAUGACACGGGAGGCGCACAUUUGGGCUUGGGAAAGAAAGGUGACGGAGGCCACGCCCUGGCCGUGAACGAUGACACCGCCCACCAUGAGAAUCAUUGGAACAUCAGAAAGGUCUGAAGCCUUCAUCAGUAGCGAACUCAUGUAUAGCCUGCAAUCCGAUCGUGAAGGAGCAUGCCAAUUGUUCCGAGCGUAGCCUCGAAAAGAUACCAGCCGUUCCGCUAUACCAUUCGCGUUCAGUGAUGAAUGCCGGAGGCGGCUGAAAAAAGGAAC